GGAAGUGGAUGUUUGGAUCGGACUGAUUUUGGUCUAUUUUAGCGUCUAUAUUUGACUCAAUUGUUGUGUUGAACACGUCUACCGCUCAAAUUCAUCUACACCAGAUUACUGUGAUUCUUUAACAGACGAGUCUUUGUCUCCGUCAUGAUGUCGAUUAUUAUCACUUUACUGGUGAAUCUCUUCAUAGAGACCUCUGUGUCGUUGACUGUAGUGGUUCCUGGUGAUCCUAUAGUGGCUCAUGUGGGAUCCACAGUGAUUCUGCCCUGCUGGAUCUCUCCUGCUGAGAACGCUGAAGCUCUGGAGAUCCGCUGGUACCGUCAAGAUCAGUUCAACAACCCUGUUCUCCUCUAUAAUCAUGGGAAGAUCCAGGACGUCCAGGAGGAAUCGUACAGGAACCGAAGCUCACUGAAGCCAUGGUCAGAUCAGUCUGGUGGACUGAAGGGUGGAGACGUCUCUCUACGGCUGGAGAAACUCACACUUCAGGAUGAAGGUUCGUAUCACUGUUAUGUGAGUGGAGACAGAGAAUAUGACAGCCGGGAGGUGGCUCUCAGCAUCUCAGGUCCAUGGAAGGCUCUUUUCUUCAGUGUUCUCAUUGUUCUCAUUUGUUUGAUUCUGGGUUUGGUUGGGUUCAUCCUCUACAAAUACAGAUUCAAACUAACAGGAAAAAAAACAGAUAAAGAAAGCUGUGAGGAGGAAACUGUGGCAAAACCAGCUGUGGGAGAAUCUGCAGAUAUAAUAGAAGCACUGAGGAAAUAUGCAGUUCAUUUCACUAUUGAUCGUCAGCAUGUUCAUCCAAAACAGAGAGUUUCUCAGGAUGGUAAAUCCAUGAAGGAUGCUCCAAAAAAUAAAUACACUGGAGAGGCAUUUCCUUACAAAUUAUAUGCAUUUGGAGCCCAAAAAUAUUCCUCUGGUCGUCACUAUUGGGAGGUAGAGCUGACACAAGAAAAUACACCUCCAAAAAACUACUGGAUAAUUGGUGUGAUGAAAGAGGGAAGUGUGGUUUCAAGAGACAGAUCUGCUUUAACUCCAUCAAGGGGUUUCUGGUUCCUGUGUUCAGACGGUCCUCGUGGCUUUUACAUCAACACUGAUCCACCAGUUAAACUCUCUCUGACACCGAGACCAGAGCGACUGGGAGUUCUGUUAGAUUACAAAAACGGUCAGCUGUCAUUUUACAACGUCACUGAGAGAAAACAUCUCCUGACCAUCAGCUGCAGAUUCUCUGGAUCAGUCGUUCCUCUGUUCAAUCCUGGAGCUGGUGAUCAGAGUGAGCUUAGAAUUCUGGAUUGUACAAAACCUGAAGAACCAGCUCUAGAGUCCAGUCAGCCUUUACUGAGUCCGGUUUCUACACCAGAUGAGAGCAGCACAGUGCAACACGCCAAACAUAAACAAAAAACAAAAAAACAAAAAAACAAAUCAGUAAUACUGUCUACACUGGAUGAGACAUGAUGAUUCACGGCAGAAAACUGGACAGGACUGGACUUUGUAAUACAUGUGUUUUCUAAAACAUAUUUGUACUGAUAAUGAAGUACACUUUGCUUUGAGUGAUUGAUCUCUAUUGUUAUUUUGAUAAAAGACACAAUAAAUAAAUCAAUAAUCUAAAUAUUGUGGACUUCAUUCAUCCACUAAAAAUGACCAAAACAAGCUGAUUCAGAAUUUAUCAUUUGUAAAUAGUUCCACAAAAUAGUUCCGUUUUUUUUCAUCUUU
Molecule: messenger RNA, 1704 nt
Organism: Cyprinus carpio (common carp)
Lineage: Eukaryota; Metazoa; Chordata; Actinopteri; Cypriniformes; Cyprinidae
Product: butyrophilin subfamily 2 member A2-like
Molecular function (GO): protein binding
Source: RefSeq, a predicted model, not a curated record